AUGGUUGCUGCCAGUGGCUUGCUCAAACAACGGACGUCGCGGAAGGGGGGGUCCUUGAAAGCAACGAACAGAACACGCGUGAACGAAAAAUCGCCAGAGGAAAACGACGUACAACGGUUGAUUACGAAGUUCCGCUUCGAUUUCAGUUUGAUGGUGGUGCAGAGAGCUAUGACGGAGAACAAGAGCGUGGGCAUUGGGGAGGCUUCAAUGGAGAGAAGUAAGAGCUUCGUGAAGGCAUUGCAGGAACUCAAGAACCUUAGCCCACAACUGUAUUCGGCAGCAGAUUACUGUGAGAAGUCUUAUCUUAACAGUGAGCAAAAGCAAAUGGUAUUGGACAAUCUCAAGGAUUACGCUUUACAAACUCUGGUCAAUGCAAUCGACCACCUUGGUACCGUUGCUUACAAAUUGAGUGAUCUUUUGGAGCAACAGACACUGGAUCUAUCCUGCGUGGAGCUGAAAGUUACUUGUCUCAAUCAGCGACUGCUGAUGUGUCAAACGUAUACGGAGAAAGAAGGUCUUAGGCAGCAGCAAGUAUUGGCUAUCAUCCCAAGACAUCACAAACAUUAUACCUUGCCGAGUUCUUUGAACAAGAAGGUGCACUUUAACCCACAUAUACAGACUGAUCCUAAGCAAGCUAUACAAGCUAGAACUCGUCUUUAUUCUCAAGGUGCUUCUGCUGCGAAAACUCUUUCCUGGCACUUAGCAGCAUCUGAAACCAAGUCUACCUUGAAAGGCUCUCCACGUAAUAUUAUAAGAAUUAAGAAUCCAAUUUGUAAGGUUUUUUUUUUUUUUUUCCGAGUAGAUGGCCAAGUUAAUUCUAGGAUGAAAUCCCCGCCGGCUUCAGCUGUAGCAAUGCAGACACUCGAUUUCACGCGUCAGGAAUUUUCAGUGGGCUCCAAACCUUUGACUCCAUAUCGGUCGUUUACCAACACUCCUCAAAGGGAAAUUGCUCGCCCCCCAGCACGCAGUAAGAGCAUGCUUUCGGCCUUCUUUGUGAAGCAAAAGUCGUCAAAAGUGAAGUCAAGCUCGUAA
This is a messenger RNA of Striga hermonthica, 1032 nucleotides long. NCBI's taxonomy places the organism in Eukaryota, Viridiplantae, Streptophyta, Magnoliopsida, Lamiales, Orobanchaceae. The record is from the annotation of a GenBank genome assembly.